This is a messenger RNA of Sinocyclocheilus anshuiensis, 2376 nucleotides long. RefSeq names its product mastermind-like protein 2. The transcript is spliced from 4 exons. The record is from RefSeq and is a predicted model, not a curated record. Gene Ontology annotation, cellular component: nucleoplasm. Bases 97 to 2358 code for a protein of 753 amino acids. NCBI's taxonomy places the organism in Eukaryota, Metazoa, Chordata, Actinopteri, Cypriniformes, Cyprinidae. Gene Ontology annotation, molecular function: transcription coactivator activity. Gene Ontology annotation, biological process: positive regulation of transcription of Notch receptor target.
CUGAGGAGAAAGAUUGAAGCGCAGUCUCCUGGAUAUACAUCCAAGCAGAAUGGCCUCUCCUGUGGGGCAUCAGGGUCCGACUUCAAACGCCUCCGCAUGGAACCCAGCUCUUUUCGACCUGGUUCCUGUGCUUUGGCUUCAGGGCAGCCUCAAAGAUUGGUAGGGGAUGCCACCCAGGGUAACAUCCUUCGAAGAAAGGACACCUUCAUGAUGCCUCACGGAGUCGGCAGUGAUUUAUUCAACAUAACUCUAAGGGAUAUGAAGAAGGAACCGACUGAAGUUCAGACCUGCGGCCAAUCGUCCACAAAUCCUUCGAUGUUGACUUUUGACUUCAAAGAUGAAGUAAGUGGACAGAUUGACCCAGAUCUCCAGGAUUUGUUCGAUGAGCUCACCAAGACCGUACCAUCACUCAAUGAUCUAGAUCUGGAGAAGAUGCUAAAGCAAGAUGAUGACUUCGGUCUAGAUCUGGGUCGACCCAGUUCAGCUGGAGAGGCACCUCCUUGUAUUCACCUGGAUAAGCCAAUCAAGACAGAGUACUCACCAGAUUUUAGCCAGGCGGCUGGAAGCUCUCCACAACUAAGAUCAGCCUCUGCCAGACCUUCCUUCUCCUUGGCCAACACAACUUUAUCCACCUCAUCCAUCACUUCAGGACACCAUGGACAGGUACCUACUGGCGGUCCCUCUCGAGGUCUUCCAGCAUGGCCUGAGAUGUCACAUGCUGAGCAGCUAAAGCAAAUGGCUGCUAACCAACAACAGCCCAACUCUAUGCUCCACAACCACCAGCAGAGUCAAGCAGGAGGGGUUAGGAACUGGUCUUCUGCCUUGGGUGUCCACCAAACUCCUGGCUCUUUCAAUCAGGAGACUCUUCCCAGUAAUGCUUCCCUUUCUCAGCAGAGACUCAGCACUCAGAGUGCUGGUCAGGCCAAAGGCAUGCCCAACUGCUUUCUCAAGCCCAAUGAAUUCAACCCAUCCCAUCACAUGGACACAAAGGUUCUCAGCACUAAGCCGAUGCCGCAUUUCAGCCCUAAAGCACCACCUUCCACCACGGCCCAACAAAUGCCCAUCAUGGCUGCUCCACCAAACAAAACAACCAUGCAACAGCAGCCGUCUACAGCAGGCCAGGGCAUGCACAUUCAGAACUGUCAGAUGCCCAUACAGCCAUCUGCCUGCCUACAAACUAAGCCUCUAAGUCAAAGGCCUCCACUCAGUCAACAUGGUGCUGGAAUCCGUUUCAAAAUGGCACAGCAGCGACAGGGAAUUUCACAAGGACCUCGUUUACCAGCGAAUGGGCGUUCUGUAGAUAUAACAGGCCCGGCUCAACAGCAGAGGCCUCCGGUUCUCAGUUCUCAGCAGAAGAACCCAGGCCAGGACCAGAACCUUCAAAGACCGCUGGGUCAACCCCAGCUCAACGUUUCUGAUACAGAGAAACUGAGCACACAGGAUCAGUUCAGUCGUCAUCUAACACGACCUCCACCAGACUACAAACACCCACGCAAUGGAGUUGCCGCUCAACAGCCAAGCUUAUACUCAGGCAAUGGGUCAGACCAAAGUGGAAUCCAACCCUUGUCAUGCCACCUACCCAAUGGACAAAGUACCAAGAUGGUGCCUACCUCAGGAGAGAGAAGGUUUCCACUUGGACAAGACCCUAAUUCAGGACCCACAGGCUCUCAAGCUUGCACAAACCAGCUCCGACAGCAACCCAGCAGCCUGAUCCGAAUGGGGCUUCAGCAAAACAAGCAUCAGUUCCAUGGGACAAACAACCAGAGUGCCACUUUUCAAUCAAGCACUCAGCAUGUAAGGACGAGCAUCCGUCAGGAUUCCCUGCUGGGGCAAAGAUUGGGUGACAUGAGCACCAAUACCAGCAGGAUGGACACUGCUUUGAACUGGACAAACAGCGGACAACAGAGUGGAGCUCUGUCAGGACUAGAUGUCAAAAGGCUCUCCAAUACAGUGAUGCCCCAAAGUGACAUUCAUUUUCCUCCGAGGUCUAUUUGCCCACCUAACCAGGUGGCGCCUCAUUCUAACCUGUUAUCCAUAAACCCUGCAAUCAGAAGCCCUGCUCCUAGAGCCAGUCAGCCUAGGAUACCCCCUCUACCUGGGGUGACUUGCCUGACUCAGUCGUCCCCAGAACAGCAAGGUUGCCCGACCACAUUUGGAGAGCUGAGCCAAAGCCCAGCAACUUAUCAGAACAACCGGGCAGGUCGAUUGACCUUUGACUUCUUACCGGAGGAUGAUAACACGGUACCAGGGAUAAAUGCAGACUCGGAUUUCAUCGACUCCCUGCUUAAAUCAGGUUCAGGCAAUGAUGACUGGAUGAAAGACAUCAACCUGGAGGAAAUUCUAGGCGGACAUUCAUAAAACAGACUCAAAGCAUGA